CAGGUAAUCCAUGUAGGGCUGAGGGCUCCCAGUUAUAACGUGGCUUGUUUUUGUUUGAGAUCACGGAUGGAAACGCAUCUGUGAUGCUCAUUCAUGACAGUACGGUGAUCAACAGGUGUUAUUCCUCUCAUUCUCGCUUCGUCACAGUACCGAAUAUUACUGGCGAAAAAUAAAAGACAAGCUAACGCGAUCUUUUCGACGCCUUUUCUUCCCGGAACCUGAUACACUCGCUCUUAUAGGAAUGGCGUCGCAUCACCCAUCGGAGCUCGACUCCGUCGCCAGCGAUUCCGUGGCGUCGUCCCCAAGAUCAGAUUAUCCGACCCACGAUAUCCAACCGCGUGUCAGAUUCAUGUGUAGUUUCGGCGGCAAGAUUCUACCGCGGCCUCACGACAACCAGCUCCGCUAUGUCGGGGGCGACACGCGAAUCGUCGCAGUGCAUCGGGCCACCACUUUCUCAGGCCUACUCCUGAAGCUGUCGAAGCUAUCUGGUACAACAAACAUCAGCGUGAAGUACCAGCUUCCCAAUGAAGACCUCGAUGCUCUAAUCUCCGUCACUACCGAUGAAGACGUUGAGAACAUGAUGGAGGAGUACGAUAGAUUGGCUCUUAGUGGGAUUGGAUUGAAAACAGCUCGGCUCCGAUUGUUUCUCUUCCCAAGCGAUGAAGGCUCCAGAGCUAGUAGCAUCAACUCGCUCCUCGACGGCUCGAGCAAGCGCGAGAACUGGUUCUUCGAUGCAAUCAACGGCGGCGGCCUCGAGCGCGGCCGGUCGGAAGCGUCGUCGAUUGUGUCGGAGGUUCCAGAUUAUCUAUUCGGGCUGGAUAAUUCAGACGACAUACAAGCACUGCCGCGCGAGUCCAAAUUGAAAACUCGAACAGCUUUGGCAGAGAAUGUGUCAGUCUCUGAUCCAGGGUCACCAGCUCCGGCGAUCACUUCGCCGUUUUGCUCGACCUCUUCCGGCCCCUCUGUGCCGGCAAUCCCAGAUCUUCCACCUGUAAAAACCAAACCAGAUAAAUCGAUUCCACCAGUUGAAGUGAAGGAUAACCCGCCUGAGGGUUUCGCGGAUGUGAUAGAACCGGCGAUUCCACAAUCGGGUGGCUACGCCGGCAAUCCGAUGUGGCAUUACAACAACCCGGAUUCCCAUUAUCCUGGUCAACCUGUGCACCAAAUUCCAGUUUACUAUGUCCCUGGCCCGGUCCCACAGGGUAAUAUGCCGGUUCAGUCUGUGCCAGUCCGGCCACACUAUGUUCCACAAUACCCCGGACCACCGGGUCAGAUCCCGGUCGGAUUCCGGCACCCGGGUCCAGGCAUGGGGCAAGUGUACGGUGGAGCAAUUAGAGCAGUGGGUCCAAUGGAGGGUUACGACAUGCCAAUGAGAGUGGUUUCAGAUGGGAUGAAUCAGCAGGUAUACUAUGGGGUUAGAACGGCUGGCAUGGUUCAGGCCUAUCCGCCAGGAAUGGUGGUGCCGGCUGGGGAAGAAUUUCAGGGGAAUGGAUCAGAUAAAAAACCGGGUCGGGUCUCGACAACUUGAAUCAUUUGGUGAGUUUUAAAUGUAAGGUGGCUUGUAUUUGUGUUGUUAGAAUAAGUUUGGGUUUGAGUGAAACUGGAAUGUAAAUAGGUUUCUUUUUCUGUUGCUUUUGAUUGAAGAGAUGCAUAUAUAAAGUACAAUUUGCCAUCAAAUGUUCUUUUUAAUAAGAAAUAUUAAAGGAAAAUUGUGAUAA
This is a messenger RNA of Vitis riparia (riverbank grape), 1718 nucleotides long. RefSeq lists its product as uncharacterized. Bases 242 to 1528 code for a protein of 428 amino acids. The record is from RefSeq and is a predicted model, not a curated record. NCBI's taxonomy places the organism in Eukaryota, Viridiplantae, Streptophyta, Magnoliopsida, Vitales, Vitaceae. Gene Ontology annotation, molecular function: protein binding. The transcript has a single exon.